AUGUUUGGGUAUGAUCCUAUUGAAGAUCAAUACAAAGUUCUCGCUGUUGAUGACUGGUAUUGGAGAGGGCAGCACAAGGUUGCCGUAUUGGGAGGAGGUUGGAGAGAUGUUAUGUGUGUUGCAUGUCCACACAUGCCUCAUACCAUGGGGCUGAAUAUGAACGGAACCUUGUAUUAUGGUGCCUCCAGGACGGAUAUUGAUUAUCCGGACAAUUCUAUUAUUAUGAGUUUUGAUGUUAGACAUGAAAAUUUCAACAUCAUUAAAGUGCCAAGCAAAUUUGUACCAGUCGGUUUUAAGAAUAUGUGGGUUGCUACAUAUUGGGUUAGGGAACAAACGGAUAAAACUUUGAUAAACUACGGUGGAAAAGUUGGAGUUGUUGAGAAUCCUAGUGAUCAGGGUCGUUUUAGAUUGUGGGUUGUGGAAGAUGCUGAGAGAGAGGAAUGGUCCAUGCAUACGUUUCUUUUGCCUACUGGUCUUGACUUGAAAGUGAUGGAUACAUUUUCCACCGGCGAGAUUUGUCUGGUUCCAAACAUACUGUCUGGUGGUCCCUUGCGACUUUACUAUUACAACCUAGAGAAGGAAAGCAUGAGAAUUGUCACAAUUAAAGAAGUGAAUGUUUCAUACUUUAAGAAAGCAGGAACUAGUUGUGUGACUGUUUCAGAUCUUUAUGAAAGCUUCAUGUUCGUAUAA
Molecule: messenger RNA, 690 nt
Organism: Eruca vesicaria subsp. sativa (arugula)
Lineage: Eukaryota; Viridiplantae; Streptophyta; Magnoliopsida; Brassicales; Brassicaceae
Source: the annotation of a GenBank genome assembly